AUGUAUAUCCCGGAGACUAUGGAACGGGAAACCAUUAUGACGAGACAGGGAGUGCGCAGGAGGAGGGAGUCAGCGUCAGAGGCUUCAGGUACCCCACAACCCGCCACUGCUGCUGCUGGUGUUACCACCACCACUCCCUCGCAUCAGAUUUACACCAACCCCUCGAAUAAUGGCACCCGCGUCCGCGUCUCUGGUACUAAUAUCGUGCUUAUUCAGAAUCCUCAUCAUCAAACCGUCGCGGUCGACGCCGACGAAAAGAGUCCCGCUUCUGGACAUGGGUAUCAGAAUAGUAGCGAGGCUAAGGAAGAGGAGAAAGUUCCUGAACCAACCCCGACUUCGACUUCAAUAUUAACUCCGGUUCCAGCUCCGGUUCCGGUCAAGAGGGGACGUGGACGACCUAGAAAGAAUUUCUCCGAUGUGGCCGCGACGGGUGCUGGGAUACCGCGUUAG
Molecule: messenger RNA, 450 nt
Organism: Hypoxylon trugodes
Lineage: Eukaryota; Fungi; Ascomycota; Sordariomycetes; Xylariales; Hypoxylaceae
Exons: 1
Coding region: 1-450 (149 amino acids)
Molecular function (GO): DNA binding
Source: RefSeq, a predicted model, not a curated record